UGGGGAGAGGAGGGGAGGGGGGCAGAGGGAGGGGGAAAAAAAGAGCAGUGAUUCUGAAGGGUCAUCAGAUAGCCGGAUUCUUUCACACCAGCGAGGUGUUUUUGUGCUCAUGGUGUGUGAAGUUAUGUGAGACCCGGACAAAAGAGGCAGAAGAAUCAAACCAUCGUUCCGUGGGAGGCGAGAAGAGAAGAGCAGAAUAACCCCCUGUUGAGACGUCCCAUGGAGAAGCACGGUUAACGGGAAAAGUUUAUUUCCCCCUUCCGCCACUCACUGCUGGACUUCUUUUCAAAUCGUUUUUUCGCCUUUUUUUUUUAAUCACACCUGACUAAGCUCCGAGGCAACCCUUUUGGGAAGAGCGCCGCAUAAAAAUGAACUGAAUCGAACUGAGUAAGAAGGAGAGGAGACAGAGAGCCUGGUGUCUUCUCACGUCCCUGGAUCCGAAGACUAGAGGUGAGGAGCAGACGACGCACGGAGGGGACGGGCGGAGAGCGCGCGGGAGAGAGGGGACAGAGACGGAGGGGCUGUGCAGCCCUCGCAGGCUGAGGCAAGAUGCUGCGCUACCUGCUCAAAACCUUGCUCCAGAUGAACCUCUUCGCCGACACCAUGGGCAGAGACCUGUCCAACAGCACUGAUCUGCUGUUCAAUCUGACCUCCAACCCUUCGUUCAACACGUCCUUCCUAGACCUGGGAAACUUCACCAGCUUCAACGGCUCCCGACCACGCUUGGAAGACGCCCCCCCGCGGAUUGUGGAGCACCCCUCAGAUCUGAUUGUGUCCAAGGGUGAGCCGGCCACCCUCAACUGCAAGGCAGAGGGUCGCCCUGCGCCCGUUGUGGAGUGGUACAAGGACGGUGAGCGGGUGGAGACGGACCGCGAGGACCCCCGCUCCCAUCGCAUGCUGUUGCCCAGCGGCUCGCUCUUCUUCCUGCGCAUCGUGCACGGGCGCCGCAGCAAACCCGACGAAGGCGUCUAUGUGUGCGUGGCCCGCAAUUACCUAGGGGAGGCUGUCAGCCGUAAUGCCUCCCUUGAAGUCGCCAUACUGCGUGACGACUUUAGGCAGACGCCUAGUGACGUGGUAGUGGCGGCUGGGGAGCCGGCGGUCAUGGAGUGCAUCCCCCCCCGGGGUCACCCAGAGCCCACCAUCUCCUGGAAGAGGAACAACGUGCGCGUCAAUGACAAGGAUGAGAGGAUCACUAUCCGUGGUGGCAAGCUGAUGAUUUCCAACACCCGGAAGAGUGAUGCAGGGAUGUAUGUGUGUGUGGGAACCAACAUGGUGGGUGAGAAGGACAGCGACCCUGCGGAGCUGGUGGUUUUUGAGCGUCCUGUGUUUGUGAGAAGGCCAGUGAACCAGGUCGUGCUGGCUGAUGACACGGUCGACUUUUCAUGCGAGGUUCAUGGUGACCCCAACCCCACGGUGCGCUGGAAGCGGGAAGAAGGGGAAUUGCCCCGGGGGAGAUCUGAAAUUCGAAACGACAAUAGCCUGCGGCUGAGCCAAGUGCGUGCAGAAGACGAAGGCACCUACACCUGUGUGUCGGAGAACAGCGUGGGCAAGGCUGAAGCCUCCGCAACGCUGCAAGUCCAUGUCGGCCCAUUCCUUCCCCCACAGAUUGUCAUCCGUCCUCGGGACCAGAUCGCUGCCCAGGGCCGCACCAUCACCUUCCUCUGCGGCACCAAGGGCAACCCACCACCAGCUGUCUUCUGGCAGAAGGAAGGAAGCCAGAUUCUGCUGUUUCCCAGCCAGCCCCCAGCACAGUCAGGCCGCUUCUCUGUGUCUCUGAGUGGGGAGCUGACCAUCACAGACGUACGCAGCGAGGAUUCUGGGUACUACAUCUGCCAGGCUAUCAGCGUGGCAGGGAGCAUCCUGACCAAGGCCCUUUUGGAGGUGGAGAAUGCGGCAUCCGAUCGUAUUCCCCCGAUCAUCCGUCAGGGUCCAGCCAAUCAGACAGUGGCUCUGGGAGCCACCAUGCACCUCCAGUGCCAUGUGAUGGGUAACCCCUUACCCAGCAUCCAGUGGGAGAAGGAUGGGCAAAGAAUCCUGGGAAAUGAUCCCCGCAUCAGCCUGAUGGAAAAUGGCACUCUGCAGAUCACAGACCUACAGGAGACCGACUCUGGAGCUUACACCUGCAUCGCUUCCAGCUCAAGCGGUGAAACAAGUUGGAGUGGAAUUCUCACAGUGAAAGAGAGGGGCGCCCCCUCUGUUGCCCAGGCCUCAGAGCCCAUCCAGCUUCCUGGACCACCCCAGAAGCCUGUGGUAACUGACGUGACCCGGAACAGCGUCACUCUGACGUGGCAGCCCAACCCCCACGAGGGUGGAGCUGCUGUCACCUCCUAUAUUAUCGAGGCAUUCAGCCAAUCAGCAGGUAGCACUUGGCAAACGGUGGCCGAUUUGGUGAAGCUGGAGAAGCACACGGUCAGCGGCCUGUACCCCAACACUGUCUACCUGUUCAUCGUGAGAGCGGUCAACGCCUUCGGCCUCAGUGACCCCAGCCCCAUCUCGGAGCCUGUCCGCACCCAAGAUGUCAGUCCGACGGGUCAGGGUGUGGACCACAGACAGGUGCAGAGGGAGCUGGGCGAGGUUGUGGUUCAGCUCCAAGAGCCUGUAAUCCUGACUGCUUCCAGUAUUCAGGUCUCCUGGACUGUGGACCGCCAGUCCCAGUACAUCCAGGGUUACCGGCUGCUCUAUCGUCCCAAGGGCGGCACCUGGCAAGGGCAGGACGUGAAGGCGGCCCCAGAGCGUAGUGCCAUCAUAGCUGACCUGCGCAAAGGCACUGAGUACGAGAUCAAGGUCCGGCCAUAUUUUGACGAGUUCCAGGGCAUGGAUAGCCGGGUGCUGCUGGUCCGCACACCUGAGGAAGUCCCAAGUACACCCCCUCGAGCCGUGACCGUGGUGACAGUCAAGCUGGGCAACAGUUCGAGCAUCAGUGUCUCGUGGGAACCGCCACCUGCCGAGACACAGAACGGAAUCAUCCAGGAAUACAAGAUCUGGUGCCUGGGCAAUGAUACCCACACUCGAUAUCACAUCAACAAGACGGUGGAUGGCACAAUGCUGUCCACAGUGCUGAAGGGACUGCUGCCAGGGGUCCUGUACCAGGUGGAGGUGGCAGCAGUCACCAGCGCGGGGGUGGGAGCACGCAGUCAGCCCGUGUCUGUCCUCAUCAAGCUGCCUGCAGAGCAAUCCCCUGCCCCUGCCGAUGCGGAUGAGAACGUGAGCCUGGCAGAGCAAAUUACCGAUGUGGUGAAGCAGCCGGCCUUUAUUGCGGGCAUCGGAGGUGCUUGCUGGGCCAUCCUCAUGGGCUUCAGUGUGUGGAUCUACUGCCGCCGCAAGAAGAGGAAGGAGCUGAGCCACUACACAGCCUCCUUCGCCUACACCCCUGCAGUUGGGUUUCCACACGGAGAGGCGUCAGGACUCAACGGAAGACCCGGUGUCCUUGGGGCCAGUAUGGGAAACUACCCAUGGCUGGCUGACUCCUGGCCAACAACUAACCUUGUCCAUGGCGGCAAGGACUCUGUGAACUGCUGCACUUCCAAGCAUGACUCCACAGAACGGUACUACAAUGAAGCAGGAAUCUCCAACUACCUAAGCCAGACAGAAAAAUACAGCUCCGGAUCCACCGAGGGACCCAUAUACAGCACCAUUGACCCAACCAGCGAGGACCUGCACAACUUUGGCGCCCCCUACUCCCAGCACACCACACCCUAUGCCAGCACGCCAGUCAUGCCCUUUUCUAGCCAGGCACCAUGCAGCCCAGAGCAGGAGGCCAAACACUGGAUGCUGCAGCCGGGACCAUCGGGGGCUCAGUACGCCCAGCCCGACCGCUCCAGGACAGAAAACGUAAAACAGAAGCAGAAGUCCAUGGGGAAGCCAGUGAAGACCCCCUCCCUCAGCUGGGCUGAAGCGUUGCCCCCACCCCCCUCCACAGGGGAGCUGGAGCACUGCACAGCGGAGGCUGACAAGGGCCCCCUGGAAGGGGACCUAUGCUCUGACGAGGAGGACUGGUGCCCACCCUUGCCAGAGAGGACGUAUCUAAUGGACGGUUCCGUGGAGGAUGGUCCACCACCGCCGCCCCGUGGGGAGGCAUCAUCCCCGGCCACCUCCUAUAGCCACCAGUCCACAGCCACGCUCACCCCUUCCCCCCGUGAGGAAGGCCGGCCCUGCGAGGACAUCCCACGUCUGCAGCACCCUGACACUGCCCAGCUGGCAAGGAGGUUGCCUUGCGGUCCUGUUCCGGUGCCACGGGCUCCGAGCCCACCCUUGAACCUGUCCAACCCCAACAUCUCAGCCUAUCAGGAUGGCCAUGAGCUGGGCACACCAGGGCGGUCCGGUCACCGGCGAGAUCUCAGCCAGGGGGCAGCGCAGAGCACGGAGAACAUCGGCACCGGGGGACCGGGUCGAUCCCACCUCUCCCCAGCAGACAGCACACACACACCCCCAGGGCAGAAGUCCAGAGCCAAAAAGAAAACCUCCAAGGGCAACCAGUACAGGAGAGAGCUGAACCAAGGAGACCUACCGCCUCCCCCGGAGCCGCCCCCCACGGAUGAACCCCUACGGCCCCAGGGGGGCCUCGACUGUGGAGGGAUACCACUGGAGAGAGAAGGGGGCCCCGUCUCCUCCAUGGAGAGGAGAGGAGAGAGUAAUGCCCACAGGAGGGGAGCUGGACAGCGCCGCAAGGAGGAUGAGGACGUAAUCCCUUACAGCAAGCCCAGCUUCCUUGCCAGGGGCCAGAUGUCAAGCAAUUGCUCCACAACAGGAAGUUCGUCAUCGCGAGGAUCCACAGGAUCCCGUGGGCCGGGGUCAAAUAGGAAGCGCAGUGAGGAAAUGAGAUAAGUGGAAGACAACCUGCUGCUACGCUCUUUGGUCGGCAUGUCAGUGUUGCCUCCAGUUUUAUAUUUGAACUCCCACCUCUACGGAAAGAAAACAGCUGAAAGCAAGAGGAGCAGUGUACAGGAUUGUCUGCCUUGUUCAAUUUCAAUGACGGACAUCAGGUUUUUUUUCGUUGUUAUUAUUUAUGAUUCCUGGAUCCUGUGCCAACAGCUUCCCAGCUUCAUGUGUAUAUAGACAUCUCUGUAAGGUUUGUAUGUGAUUUAUGGAUACAGGGAAAGAAAGAAAAUAUAUUGUAUUUAUAAGAAAGACAAAAUGUAAAAAAACAGGUCCAAUAUUAUAAAAUUAAUGUUUGAAUGUGCCAACCUUCUUGUAGAGAUGUAUACCUUUAAGAGCAUAAAUACUAUUGCACUCUUGUUGUAACAAAGAACAACAAAAACAUGAAGCACAAUCUGUGUGAGUCAGCCCAUCGGAGAGCCCAUCUCCCGCACCAUCCCGCGCCAUCACGGACGCUUCUGCUCAUCAUCUUCAUCCCCGAACUCCUGUCGUCAUUCUCCGAUGAGAAUGUGCCUCUGCCGCUUUCGUUCCUGUCUCCUUCCCGUCGCUCCUUCGGCGAAGGCUCGCGAUCUGAUGGCCGCUAGAGGAGGCUGUUCCCAUCAUCCAGCGCAGUGUUUCCUGAAAUAGUGUGACGAUGUAUUCCGUUGAGACGCCAAAAUGAUCUGUUCUGUUGACUUUUUGGUAGUCUUGUUGUUUUGUAAAAAUACAAUAAAAAAGAUUUGCUAAGCUACUA
Molecule: messenger RNA, 5608 nt
Organism: Scleropages formosus (Asian bonytongue)
Lineage: Eukaryota; Metazoa; Chordata; Actinopteri; Osteoglossiformes; Osteoglossidae
Gene: robo3
Product: roundabout, axon guidance receptor, homolog 3 (Drosophila)
Exons: 28
Coding region: 550-4824 (1424 amino acids)
Molecular function (GO): protein binding
Source: RefSeq, a predicted model, not a curated record